Molecule: messenger RNA, 1574 nt
Organism: Syzygium oleosum
Lineage: Eukaryota; Viridiplantae; Streptophyta; Magnoliopsida; Myrtales; Myrtaceae
Exons: 5
Coding region: 865-1389 (174 amino acids)
Source: RefSeq, a predicted model, not a curated record
CUCCCCACCCCCAAACCUCUCAAUCACCCCGAUUCUCUCUCUCUGUUCUCUCUCCCUCUCCCCACCCCCAAACCUCUCAAUUCACCCCCAAAAUCCAACCUCUAAUUUGCUCGCGUCUCCGGCGAAUUCGACGCCUCAUCGUCGCAAAUUCGCAGGUCCGAUCCCGAAUCCGGCGCUGCUUCUUGCGGUCUCCGGCGAUGGCCACACACGUCUAGGGUUUUCCCGGCUCCAAACCCGAUCGAUUCGGCGGCGCUUCCGACGAUGGACGGCAACAAUAUUCCCCUCCCCCUUCUCGCAUUGUUCUCGCCUCUCGCCGGUGGUUUCCGCCCCCUCGGAGCUCGGAAUCAGUGGUUUUCCGGUUCGUUAUCUCGAGUUUCUUCCAGCGGUUCGCCUGAAUUCGGCGAGGUGCGAUCGAGAUUCGCCAUGGCUAGCUCCGGCGAUGGAGAGAACGGCGAGAACCGCCGGACGCGAUCGGACUGCGACGAGCCCGGCGAUCCGUCGUCGAUCGACGCGUCCUCGGUGGAGUGCGGGCUGAGCUCGAGGGUUUCGAGGGGGGCAGCCGAGGAGAUUGGGACUCUAAAUCCAGGUUGCCAAUCUUAAGUUGUUUCCCCUUUUUCUCUUUUUAUGAGGUUUUGACUUUACCAUGAAGAGUUAAAUUCAUAAUGUGAAACUGGGAGUACGUGUUCUCAAAGUUGUGAUUGUGAGCUGUUCUUGUGAUCUCCUCGAUUGUUCUAGUGGUGAUUCAUUUCUAUUCUCCCUAUGGAUAUUGGUUGUUGACUGAGUCGUGUGAAUGUCUUAUACAUUAUUUUACCAUUUCUGCUUGCUGUGUCUAAUGAUUUAGACUUUUUUAAUAGGAUCUGACAAAUGGAAAAGAUACUUUGGUACCUGUGUUCGAUUUUCAGCACAAAAGAUGUGUCGGUUCAAAGACAAUUAAGAGUGCUUCCUCUGGUGUGGUUGGUGGUCUCCAUUUUAGCCUCCUUUCAAAGGUCCAAUAUGAUAUUGGAGACUCUCGUUCACUGGAUUCUCUCAUUGACAGCAUCUUUCCAUUGUUUAGGAGACACAUUGAGCCAGAUUUACACCACGCACAGGGAAGCAAUCUACAAGAUAAAAUGCAGAAGCGAUUCUCCAGAUUCCUUUCCUGCCCAGGUUCUCCAGGGAAAUGAAGCUCAAACAGAUAACUUUAUUGAGAUGUACCUGAGACCUCCAUUAGCCAGUGAAGAAGCACAAAUAAACGAUUGGAUUAAGGUGCGUCAAUCUGGUAUUAGGUACUAUCUUUCCCUGGGUGACCAGAGGAUUGUGGACAAGCAUUUCAUUAUCCGACCCAAAGCAGAGUUUGAGGUAAGAAACAUCUCAUAUUUCAUUACACUAAAUAGUCGUCCUUUGAGUUGACUUGAUGAUUUACUAUGCUGAUGUCUUGUCCUCUUUAUCAGUUUUGUAAGGUUUCUAUUUCACUCCUAUGAACCUUGACAUGCAGCUAGAUAUAGCAUUUGAGACAGUUUUCUUCUGCAAUUUGAGAAUUGACAUGUGUAAGAAUCAACUUACACACAUAUAUUUGAUAGUAGCCAUGAGAGUAA